Molecule: messenger RNA, 1338 nt
Organism: Symbiodinium pilosum
Lineage: Eukaryota; Dinophyceae; Suessiales; Symbiodiniaceae
Source: the annotation of a GenBank genome assembly
GUGCGCGUGCGGGCGAAGAAUGGCGUGGGCUGGUCUUUGGCCGAACCUGCCCAAAUCAGCUGCAGGAACCAUGUGCGGAUAGAGUUCAAGGUGCCAAGCAACUUCGGGCAAGAAGAGCACAUCAGCAAAGUGCGCGCAGAGCAGGCCGGCGUUCUGGUCUGGAACGAACUCCCCUCGCAGUCCUUGGAAUUUGAGCAUUUGGAGGGCGUCGAAGCACAUUCUGCUGAGCCAGCACCUGAGGAUAUCGACUUGGGCCCAUUCUGGAAUGCGGAACUAAAGCUGAGAGCCUUUGCAGUGGUGAUACGCGGUUUGGAACCGAAUUGUCAUUACAACUUUCGUCUGGAUGUGGCGAACGAGGUCGGAUGGGGCCGUGGUAAGUCGGAAGCAUUUUCCUGCCACACCGUUUGCCGGCCUGAUGUUCCCCAGCUACGGGAGGGCCCACACCGUGUACCCUACGAGCUCAGGGUUUGUUGGGACCAGAGGGAUCCCUUGGGCGGGGCUGUGCUCGAUUGGGAAGCCCAGAUUUGCGAGUCUUCUCUCUUCGCCCUUUUUUCGAGCUGGACCGUGCCGAAGGACUUCUCGGUUUUGCGACAGCCCACGCUUCACGACAUGGUCUGUGAAGAUGAGGAGCUGGCAAUCAACACGACCUGGGAAGCCAGCUUCGGAUGCUUGAAGCCUGCCGUGGAGUAUGUCAUGCGCGUACGGACAGGCAACACGGCGGGCUGGUCUGACUGGUCAGAGCCUUUGAAGGCUUUCACAGCGCGCCCACCAACCAUCAGCAGGUGUCUACUUGCGCAGGUUCCAGGUUACCUACCUGGCGGUCAGGCAGACUGGGUCGUUGAUGUUAUGCUUGAUGACCGUGGCUCGGAUACGUUCCUUUGCGCUGUUGACUUUGACUGCACUUCCCGUGAUGCAUCCUUCGUCGAUACGAAAAGUAGCCUGAAGACGAGCACAGUAGCAAGGAAUGUUGUCCAGAGCAGUUGGAGAGCACGCUUUCCGGGAGAUGCACUUCCGACCUCUAUGAGCAAGAAGGUUUCGGUCACGGUAAGUGCUGCGAAUGAUGCUGGCUGGAGUUUCAACAUUCAGAAGACCUCUGAGGAUGCAGAUUUCAAGGCGUCCUUUGCCAGCUGGGACAUGCCUUCUGCUUCCAGCUCGCCUAGCGCCUUACCUGCUGCCAGUGACUCAAGAGCCCAGUCAGCAACCUUUAAAAUUUUGAGCAAUCCACAUUCAACUCGCGAGCCAGGAACUGCAGCACUUUUGCUGGGUAAGUUUUCUGCAAGCAAGGUGAACUUGGCCAUGCAUUCAAUGCCUUCCUGGCAAUCGCGGAAGAGAAGCUGA